AUGGCCCAGAAGAAGCUUAAUGGCAGGAAGAAGGCGCCUUCCAAGGCCGCCGAAAGCCCGAUUCUCACGACUAACUCGAUGACACAGCGAAAAGUCAAGCUCGUUACCGAGCAAAACAUCAUCGACAAGCCCUCUCCGGUCGAGGAUUUCCCCAUGCGAAAAUGGAAUAUCGUUCUGUACGUCAUCGGCGAGGACGGCGAGGACCACCCGGCCGACUGCUUCCAGAAGGUCGUCUACAACCUCCACCCUUCGUUCGAGAACCCAACACAGACCUUCAACAAGGCCCCUUUCAAGUGCGAGAACGAAGGAUGGGGUGAAUUCGACAUGACGAUCGAUUGUUACAUCACGGAGAAGUCCAAGCAGUCCAUCCAGCACGACCUGAACUUCGCCAAGAACCGCUACGAGGCCGUACACACCGUCUCCUUCAAGAACCCAUCUCAGGCGCUUCAGCAGAUCCUGCGCGAGACGGGUCCUCUCCCGUCGGACGACGAUCGCCUGAAGAAGAAGGGCGGUGCUGGCAAGAAGGGCAGCCAGAAGUACGACUACGAGAAGAUCGCACAGGCUCUCGAGAAGCUUGAGGAGGACGACUUGCUCCGCGUCAUCCAGAUUAUUAACGACAACAAGACCGCGGACACAUACAUCAAGAGCGAUGUUGAUGGUGAGCUUAUGCCUGCUUCCCCUACUACGAAUCUCAUGGCUGCGGGCGAGUUUUCGAUUGACUUGUACACCAUGUCGGACUCGAUGACCAAGCAGCUUUGGGAUUACCUGAGCAAGAAGGGCCUCGUCAGCUAG
Molecule: messenger RNA, 792 nt
Organism: Colletotrichum aenigma
Lineage: Eukaryota; Fungi; Ascomycota; Sordariomycetes; Glomerellales; Glomerellaceae
Gene: TAF14
Product: Transcription initiation factor TFIID subunit 14
Exons: 5
Coding region: 1-792 (263 amino acids)
Biological process (GO): regulation of transcription by RNA polymerase II; chromatin remodeling
Cellular component (GO): Swr1 complex; NuA4 histone acetyltransferase complex
Molecular function (GO): histone binding
Source: RefSeq, a predicted model, not a curated record